AUGGCUCAUUCUCGCGAGAACAGUAGCUCCAUCGAGAGCUGGAGGCAUCUUGUGCCUUCUGAGGACGAGCGAACAGAUCCGUUUAGCGAGCUCGAAUCCCUCCGACCGGCCACAAGACUUACACACCACCGCGACUUCAGCAGCGGGGAUCACGAGCAUAGCCAUCAUGCCACCAUCGCUUCGUUGCACCAGGAUGCUUCAUCCAUACAGAGUCGACCCCCCUCUCGUAUCUCCUCGACCAUCCGCCGAGUAGUGACCCCCGUCUUUGGGAAGUCUGCCGUCAAGCGCGCGGCGACUGUCCUGGGCACGAUUCGCGAGCAUGGCGAGCACGGCACGCGUAAACGAGACGUGCUCAGGGGGCUUCUCCGUGGGAACAAGAGGAAGAGAAGCGAGAGUCCUGACGAAGAAGUGUUGAGUGGACAGUUCACAAAAGGAUUAUCUCUUGCGCAAGACGGCCAGCGAAGAAGAAUCAAUGUGUUGUUUGUGGGCGGGAAGACCGUUGGCCAAACAAGCCUAUUGUUCCGAGCUCGCUACGGCUAUUUUCCAGAUGCCAACGCCAUCACGCGAACUUGCUACGAGGUCUACGCAGCUGACAGAGCAUACAAUGACAGACCCGUCACGUUGGAGAUCUACAUGGCCUGGGACGCGGUCGUUCUGUGCUUCGACGUGGCAGACAAGAUUGGACUGUAUAGUAUCGUCAGCUGGUGGCGGUGUGCCGUGAACGAGGGCUUCACCUCCUCAAGCCGAUACCCUCCGCUGCUGCACCUUGUGGGGAUGAAAUGCGACAAGCGUAGCGUCGAGGAGGGCUUGUUUGAUACUGGCCCGGCCAAUCUGGCCGCCUUUCCCACGUGUUGCGUGGAGGUGGAAGAAGCAACAUGGCAAGCUCGACGGAUCGGGGCGGAUCGCUACCUGGAGUGCUCGGCACUGACGGGCGAGGGUGUGAAGAGUGUCGUGGAUGAGCUCGGCAGGGAAGUAGUGAGAAGAGACUCCGAGCGGGAUGAGACAAAUGGUCUUGUUGUGAAGAAGAAGAGGAGGUUGUAA
Molecule: messenger RNA, 1041 nt
Organism: Emericellopsis atlantica
Lineage: Eukaryota; Fungi; Ascomycota; Sordariomycetes; Hypocreales; Bionectriaceae
Product: P-loop containing nucleoside triphosphate hydrolase protein
Exons: 6
Coding region: 1-1041 (346 amino acids)
Biological process (GO): small GTPase-mediated signal transduction
Molecular function (GO): GTP binding; GTPase activity
Source: RefSeq, a predicted model, not a curated record